Molecule: messenger RNA, 842 nt
Organism: Argentina anserina (silverweed cinquefoil)
Lineage: Eukaryota; Viridiplantae; Streptophyta; Magnoliopsida; Rosales; Rosaceae
Product: fatty-acid-binding protein 1
Biological process (GO): fatty acid metabolic process
Cellular component (GO): chloroplast stroma
Molecular function (GO): fatty acid binding; intramolecular lyase activity
Source: RefSeq, a predicted model, not a curated record
AUGGUGUCAUUCCGCUUCCCCUUCUCGUUUUCUCAGCCCCCGAAUCCCACUCCCGCCUCCGCCCCUCCUUCAUUCGCCGCCGUCACCCUCGCCGCCGGUGCUGCCGCAUUUGCCGGACUCGCUGCAGCCUGCACGACCCGACAUCAACCCGCCCAUUUCUCCACAACGCACUCAACUUGUGCCAUGUCCCUGAACGACGCUCCGGCCUCCGUCGUAGAUUCCAAGACCGGCAUGUCGUUUCUGUCGUUGCUUGACGGGACCCGAAGGCUGCUGGGAAUUGGGUUGAGGAGAAAACGCAUUCUGGGGUUGAAGAACAUCGAUGUGUAUGCAUAUGGUAUUUAUGCUGAGGACAAAGAUGUCAAGAAAUUGCUUAGCGAAAAAUAUGGGAAAUUGUCCGUUUCUGAACUCCUGGAAAAUAAGGAGUAUAAUGAUGCACUUCUGGAGACUGAUAUUGGGGCGACUGUUAGACUUCAAAUAGUUUAUGGCAAAUUGAGCAUUGGUUCUGUACGUAGUGCUUUUGAGGAGUCUGUAGGAACCAGACUUCAGAAAUUUGGGGGUAUCAACUGCCAAUCUGAUAGUUAAAUUUAUUGUACGUUCACUUCUUAAUUUAAGGAUGAAAUUAAAAUUCCACGAGGAUCUAUUAUAGAUCUUUCAAGGGAACCAGGCUAUGUACUUCGAACAACCAUUGAUGGAAAUGAUGUAGGAAGCAUCCAGAGCAAAGUCCUCUGUAAAUCAAUUCUGGAUUUGUUUAUAGGUGAGGAACCUUUUGAUGAACAAGCCAAAGAAGAUGUGAAGCUCAAUUUGGCCUCUGUCCUUCAGGAGUAGAUGAAUGUCAUUUAGAA